Molecule: messenger RNA, 2721 nt
Organism: Xenopus laevis (African clawed frog)
Lineage: Eukaryota; Metazoa; Chordata; Amphibia; Anura; Pipidae
Product: taste receptor type 1 member 1
Exons: 9
Coding region: 1-2721 (906 amino acids)
Source: RefSeq, a predicted model, not a curated record
AUGGGCGCUGAGUGGAUCCACGACGACGAUCCUGAUGAUGCAGCACCACCACCUGACCGGGCAGCACCACCACCUAACCAGGGGCUCAAUAUAGGCACUCAGACUGGUAAUGUUUUUUAUGACCACACUGAGCUCCUUAUUACCCAGGUUCACCAGGUGAAUGCCAUCAGGCAGGAGCUUCUGGAGACAGUGAAAAAUGCAUCAGAUGCCAAGACAUGCUUUCUGCUCUAUGGGGGAACUAAGACACAAGCUAUAACAAUGUUAGAGAUAAAAGCUAUCUCUUGGAAUGUUAGAGGACUAAAUUCUCCAUUGAAAAGUCCUUGGACUGGGCAAGAGCAAGAAGUCUUAGAACCUACAGCCUUCCCACACUCAGGACAAUCAGGACCUCAGCCUAUUGACUCUGCUUGUAAAAUGCAAAUAAGCAAUUUAUUUGAAGAAUUUGAAUAUUUUCAGGAUGGAGACAUCAUAAUUGGGGGACUAGUGACUGUGAAUACACAUAUUACUUCUCUCAGUCCUCAGGAGGAUGAUUAUUUCAUACAGUUUUGUGUUAAUUUACAGCCCCAGUAUUACAGACAGUUGGUGGAGUUCCGCCUGGCCAUUGAGGAAAUUAACAAGAAUCCAUCCCUACUACCAAAUGUGACUUUGGGAUACCAUAUAUACGACACCUGUGGACAAGAACAGAACGUUGUGAGGAACACAUUUCAGAUAUUAUCGGGUUCCGGGGAGCUAGUUCCCAAUUACUCUUGUGGAAAGAAGAGAAACAUUGCUGGUUUCAUUGGAGAUUUAACAUCAGAAACAACUAUAAUUAGUGCCCAAAUUCUGAGUCUGUUUGGCUUUUCCCAGAUCAGUUAUGGAGCCUCAGACCUCAUUCUUAGUGACAAAAUCACCUUCCCGUACUUUUUUCGGACAUUACAAAGUUAUCAUGGAUCUUCCCUCGUUUUAAGCCAAUUACUGAAUCAUUUCGGGUGGACAUGGGUUGGAAUUCUUAGCAUAGACAAUAACAGUGGGGAAAAAGAGCUUCAAGUGCUGAUGGAUUAUUUCACUAGAGUUGGUAUCUGUGUUGAGUUCACAAUUAAGAUAACUCAUUAUUUAAAUCAUAUUUCAUAUGAUGACCAAAUGUAUAUUAACACCAUUAAGGAGAUCAUUCAAAAAUCUACCACUAAUAUACUUGUUGUUUGUGGGAAACUGUCUAAGCCAAGUGUGAUUCGAUUAAUAAACCUUGAAGAUGCGUUGAUUAAAAAGACUUUGAUUUUUUCACCUUCAGCAUCAGCUAUCGAUCACAUUAUGAAAAGUAUAACUAAAACAUUUCAUGGUAGUUUGAUAUUUGAGCAAUAUACUGUCUAUCCCAGAGAAACCCAUGAAAUCAUGGAAUUUAUGAACAGUAUCCAUCCUUUUAAGAAUUCAGAAGAUAAAUUACUUGAAGAUAUUUUUUUGGUAACAUUUACUUGUUCAUCAAAAGACCAAUAUAAGAACCAGUUAUAUGAAUAUUUAUACAAAACAUAUUAUGCUGAAUGUGCUGAAAAUUACAUCACUGAGGCUCUUGGGUAUCUGAACAAUAUUCUACUUAAUGUAUUGUCUCCACAUGUGCACCUGGCAGUUGAUAUUAUGUCCCAGGCAGUUCAUGAGAUGCACAACUCCCUAAGUGAGAAAUCACCAGAAAAGGAUAAAAUGUUUCACCACUAUCCAUAUGAGAUCCCAAGAGCUCAAUGCACAGACAGUUGCCAGUCCGGCUACAGAAAGGCACUAAAGCCUGGGGCCCAACCCUGCUGCUACUAUUGUGUCCAGUGCUCCGAGGGAGAGAUCUCCAAUAGAACUGACAGAGAAAACUGCUACAGGUGCCCAGAGUUGGAAAGACCCAAUGACAAAAGGAAUCAGUGUAUUGCUAAGACAGAAGAGUUUCUCUCAUAUACAAGUAAUGUAAUUUCUGCAUUUUUGACAUCUACAGCAUUUCUGUUUUCCCUUAUAACUCUUCUUAUAUUGGGUGUCUUUGUUUCAUACUGGGACACCCCCAUAGUGAGAGCCAACAACAGGAGCCUGAGCUUCCUCCUCCUUGUCUCCAUCAAACUGAGCUUCCUCAGUGUGUUUCUGUUCCUCGGUCGCCCUGUGGAUAUAACCUGCAUGCUGCGUAACAUCACUUUUGGAAUCACCUUCUCCAUAGCUGUCUCUUCUCUCCUGGCCAAGACUAUCAUGGUUUGUGUUGCUUUCAAAGCCACCAAGCCAGGGAGCUCAUGGAGAAAAUGGGUGGGAGUCAAACUGUCCAAUUCUGUAGUCUUGAUCUGCUCAUCCAUUCAAAUAAUAAUCUGCAUGACUUGGUUGGCCAUUUCUCCUCCCUUUCAGGAACUGGACCUUCACACUUACCCUGGAACCAUCAUCAUUCAGUGCAAUGAGGGCUCAGCUAUUGGCUUUUACUCAGUUAUUGGGUAUAUGGGGCUUCUGGCAGCUGUUAGUUUUGUUUUAGCAUUUUUAGCUCGGACAUUACCGGACAGUUUUAAUGAGGCCAAGUACAUCACUUUCAGCAUGUUGCUCUUCUGCAGUGUUUGGAUCACAAUGAUCCCGGCCUAUCUGAGCACCAAAGGCAAAAACACUGUGUGUGUGGAGAUAUUUGCCAUACUCACUUCAUGUGCUGGACUUUUAGGUUGUAUAUUUGUGCCAAAAUGCUACGUAAUUAUGUUUAAGCCUGAAAUGAACCUAAAAUCUUGUUUACUGGGAAGCAAAAGCUGA